Molecule: messenger RNA, 2460 nt
Organism: Cyprinus carpio (common carp)
Lineage: Eukaryota; Metazoa; Chordata; Actinopteri; Cypriniformes; Cyprinidae
Gene: notum2
Product: carboxylesterase notum2-like
Molecular function (GO): hydrolase activity
Source: RefSeq, a predicted model, not a curated record
UUCACACUGCAGGGCUUAAUGCUCAAUUCCGAUUUUUUGAAAAAAAUGCGAUUUUUUUUGCAAGGCCGUUCACAUUUUCAAUUAAAUGCGACCUUUUGUGAUCUCCUGUGUGAACGUGAAAUGACCCAAAAGUGACCCGCAUGCGCAGAAGAGUACACAACGGCCAACGACGUCACUCGUUGUUUGCGGAAGUAGCUAACGUUUAAACGUGGAUGUCAACAACAGUGUAGGCAACAGCGGAGCUCUUUUUGCAAUAUUAAAGUUAUUUUCCCAACGGAGCCAGCACAAUUACAAUCUUCUCGUUUUAAGAAGAAAAUUAAAAAGAAGGUUUUUGGCCAUGGCGUUUUGUGGAGCAGUGUUAGCAACGUCGGUACAGAGAAACGUGUGGGUGCAGAGUCGCAGCCAGGAGUGGUGAGAUACUGAUACGUCCAGGUUUGGUGUGUCAUUGGUUGCAGCCCAGAGCUGGCACCAGCUCAAAGGGGAUGUUGAGAAAUGCAAUCCAUAUGGUGGCACUAUAAAAUCUAGCACAGACCACAACCAAAGACCAAGAUCUGUUCAGGACGCAGGCAUAGCAUCAAUUCGAAAACCACCUUUCCCGCAUUGCCUGAGGAUUUUUGCUCUCCUAGACGCCCGGAGGACCAGGACCAGUUGCUUUAAGGGGGUGGUCCUGUCGGAUUUGAUAUGAAUAUUCUGUGUCAUGUCAUGUUCCUGCUUCUGCUGGGAGUCAUUUCUUGUCAGAACAACAAUCGCAAUGUCAAGCCAGGUGGAAAACCUGCAAAGAAGCCUAACAGCCAGGCUAAAGAGACAACCCAACAUGGCCCUGAAGAUGACCCAAACCCUGCGCUAGCAGGUGCUGGCGAUUCCAGUAAAGAAACUAACUCUGGAGGUCGUGGAACCGCCCAACAAAGCGCAUCUGUCAACAAGCCUGUUGAUGAAAUGAAGCUGCACUUUCUUAAGAACACAUUAGUGACAUGCAAUGAUGGUACUGCUGCUGGGUUUUACCUAAAGGAGUUCAAAGGAAGUAAGAGAUGGCUGAUAUUUUUGGAAGGUGGCUGGUGCUGCUACAACAAAGAGACCUGCGAUUCAAGAUACAAAACUAUCCCCCGACUUAUGAGCUCAGCUGACUGGCCACAGACACGCAAAGGAAGUGGUUUACUGUCAACACAAGUUGAUGAAAAUCCUCACUGGUAUAAUGCCAAUAUUGUGUUUGUUCCCUAUUGUUCAAGUGAUGUGUGGAGUGGUAACAAAGCAGCAUUAAAGUCCAAACAGACAAAAGAAACAGAAUAUGCUUUCAUGGGAUCUCAAAUCAUUCGGGAAGUGAUCAAAGAUCUUGCCCCAAAAGGACUGAAACAAGCCAAAGUUGUGAUGUUGGCAGGAACAAGUGCUGGGGGAACAGGUGUGCUGCUGAACAUUGAUAAGGUAUCCAGUCUUCUGGAGCUUGGGGCUGAUGCUCAGGUGCGCGGCCUUGUCGACUCAGGCUGGUUUCUGGAGAGUAAACAGCAAAAAGCUCCGGAAUGUCCAGACAUUGCCUCCUGCACCCCUGUGGAUGCCAUAAAAAAAGGAAUUCGGCUGUGGGGUGGUGUUGUUCCAGAAAAGUGCAAGCAGCAGUAUAAAAGAGGCGAGGAAUGGCAAUGCUUUUUUGGACACAAACUGUACUCAUACAUAACCGCUCCAUUGUUUGUAGUGCAGUGGUUGUUUGAUGAGGAACAGUUACGAGUGGAGAACAUUUAUAUGGGCGGGCAGUCACUCUCAGAGCAGCAGUGGACCUACAUGCAGAACCUGGGAAAAGAGUUUAAAAACUCUCUCAAAGAUGUUACGGCUGUGUUCGCCCCCUCCUGUCUUUCCCACACUUUGAUUACCAAAAGUAAUUGGACGGAUUUCCAGAUCAAGGGGACGUCACUCUCUCGUGCUCUGCAGUGCUGGGACAGAAGUCUUCAGGAGGCUAAUAAGAACAGCAAAACGCCUCUAAAGGGCUGUCCCUUUCAUCUCAUUGAUAAUUGCCAGUGGCCACAGUGCAACCCAACCUGUCCAGCCCUGAUUGACCAGGCCACGCAACAGGAGAUGACUCUGCUCCAGGUGCUGGCCAGUAUGGGCUUGGACCUGCAAAAGCUCGGCUUGGAUGUAAGGGGAGAUAUUUCAGCCAGCAUGAUCAGCAGUGGUGGCUAAAUUAGCAUUAGCGGCGGUGGUGUUCUCAUCAACACAACUACACUCAUCCACACUUUUUAGAGAUUGUUCAGUGGCUUCCUCUCAUGCCACUUCCAGAGAAGGACCUGGGUUUGUCUAGUGAACAUGUCACUGGAUUUCAGUACUGACAGUCUGCCUUUACAACCGUGUUCUAGAAUGAUUUUGGGUUCUCCAAGCGAGCGACUCUAGCUAGACACAGUUAAUCAAUGGUUAUCACAACUGCUAAUCUAACUAAUCACUUCCAUAAGAGAACUGGUGUCUGAAUUCAAUGCUUUA